AUGGAAGGUGCUUAUGAUGAAAUAAUAUCAGAUAAUCCUUUCUUUAGAGACCUUAAAAAUGAAUAUACUAAUUUAUUUCAACACUGCAUUACACAAUCUUGGAUAAUAUGCGUGCCUCGUGUUGGUAUCUUAAAUACCCGGGUGUUUACAGUUGAAGAUUUUUGUGCACAUAUUUUAGUUCCUAGUGAUGAACUUCCAGAAACACAUUACAGCACACUAACAGAGAAACAAGUUACUGUAACUAAUAAAGUGAUAACCUUAGAAGUUACUAAAGGCUUACCUCUACAAAGUCACAUACUUUUUGAAGAAACAUUCUACACUGAAGACUUUAUCAAAUACAAGGUAUGGUGUAUUGAAAGUGCCCUUGAACCUUCAACUACUACAAGUGAUAAUGUAGUUACAAAAGAUUGUCUUUUAUCAAUAAAUGAUUGUAUUGAUCUUCUUUGGACACAAGCUGCUGGUCGUCAUGUUCUAGACCAAAUAGAACAAAAUGUGCAGAUAUUUUUAAAAAAACACUCUUGUUUACCUAUUGCUAUAAGUACUCUUAGAGAGGCAAUUAGUGAACUGUAUACACUGUGCCUUCAAACAACAUUACAAAAUAGAAGACUUCGUGAGAAAUCAAAAGCAUCUAAACAUAUAUUAGAUAACAUAAAGUUGGCUGUGGAAAGUUACAUGCAACAUCUUUUAUUUGAAUCAUUAUUCAAAACAAUAUGUACUAGUUGUGCCUAUGAAGACUCGCACCUCAACAAAAAAAUAAGGAAUAUGUCAGAUAUCCAGUUAAGGGACUUGGAUAUAAAAAAGGAAUUAUAUCAUGCAGUGCCUAAAGCAAAACAGAUACUUUCAAAAAUUGACACAUACAGUUCUGUCUUGGAAAAAAUAUUAUGCUUAAAACAAGCUCUUAAUGCAAUUAACAAAAAUGAUAAUAGUUACAAUGUUGUUCUAUUAACUGCUGAUGACUUAUUACCAGUCUUUGUAUUUUUACUCAUUAAAUCUGGUCUACCAAACUGGUAUAGUCAGCUAACAUAUAUGAAAGAAUUUCGUUUUAGCUGUGUAGGCAAAGGAGACAGUGAUGAAAGUGCUUUUCUAAUAACCACCUUAGAGGCAGUUAUUGAACAUAUUCAAUCAGGUGCCUUGGCAGGGCCUCCUGAUCCAGAGUCUCAUUACUAUUAUGAUAGUAACCUAACUGAAGAAAAUUUACAAAGCAAUACACAAAGGAGAAGUAGUUUGACAGAAUCUAUAUCAACAUCUGAAACCAAUAGUAGAGAAGAAACACUUGAAUAUGUUUUUGAACUCAUAAAGGCAAACCACACAGAACAGGUGCAAGCAAUAUUAGAAAAAAAUCAAAAGCAUUUAAAGAGUAUUCAGCAAAAUGAAAAAAGCAUUUUAAAAUUUGCUUUAGAGGAAUCAUUGAAUAAUAAUAAUGAUGAUGAUGAUGAUGAUGAUGAUGAUAGCACUGAAUCUGAAAUAUAUCAAAAGCUUUGUCAUCCGUUAUGUAAUUGCAAAAAAUGUUGGUGUAAAAUCUCAAAGAACCUUUUGAAGACUUCUCCGACUGUUACGUCUCGAGAUAGUCAUGGCCUCACUCCAUUACAUGUAGCAUGUAUUCAUGGGAAAGCAGCCAUCGUAGAAAUACUCCUUGAUAUGGGCGCUGAUGUGAAUGCCACUGAUCUAAAUGAAUCUAUUCCUCUUCAUUAUGCAGCAUCACGGGGUCAUCAAAAUGCAUUAUUAUUAUUACUUCACUCUGGAGCUGAUAUAAAUAAACCAAAUAUUGACAAGAAUACUCCUCUGCACUUAGCUGUGAAUAAUGGUCAUAUGAAUUGUGUCAAGGCUCUUAUAUACUUUGCAGAGCAUAGUAGAAAAAGAAUAAUUGUGAAUUGUACCAAUGAAAGUGGGAAUACACCAUUACAUUUAGCUGCCAAAUGGGGAUAUGAAGGAAUAGCUAGAUUACUAAUUGAGAAUGGUGCUGAACCAUCUCGGCUAAAUAAACACAACAAAACUGCGUUUGAUUGUGCACAUAAUCUUAAGAUCUUACAAGUUUUGAAAUCUUGUACACCUAAUUUGUAUGAAUAUAUACAUAUAACAAGUUCAGACAUAAAAACUUUAAGUUGUAAAUCAGACAAUUUGGAAUAUCUUAAAUUAGAAAAAUUAAGUGUUAAAAAUAGUGACUAUGUGAAUAAUCCUACAAAAACUAUUGAAAAUUUAAAAAGAAUUGAGAGAAUAUUGCAAGCUAUAUCAUAUGGUGAUGUUAAACUUGCUUGUUUUUAUUUAAAUAUUAAUUAUGACACAUUUAAUGAAAACACAAACACAGUUAAAGAGUCACUAUGUCAUCCUCUUUGCGAGUGCCAAUAUUGUAAGAGAAAGUCCCAAUCACAUGUUUCAGACUUUGACAUAAAUUUCUCAGACACAAAUGGUUUCACAGCUUUACACUAUGCUGCUCGUUUUGGUUUAGAAGAGUUGUGCAAAAUUUUAAUACAUAACAAAGCUGAUGUAAAUUGUACCAAUAGGAAAGGCCAAACUCCUUUACAUUUAGCUGCUAUAUAUAAUAAGACUAAGGUUAUUUCUUUACUUCUGGAUAAUGGCGCUAAUAUAAAUGCAAUUGAUGUAGCUGGUAACACACCUUUGCAUAAUGCUAGUGACAUGGGCAAUAUAGGCGCCACGAAAGAACUGAUCAAAUAUAAUCCUGACAUAUCAUUAUUGAAUGCUUCAGAGAGAUCUGCUUUGGAUGUAGCUAAAAAAAAAGUCCAUUUGACUAUAAUAGAUUUAAUAGAAAAAUAUUCAAGUAAAUUGUAA
Messenger RNA from Parnassius mnemosyne (clouded apollo), 2787 nucleotides. Lineage: Eukaryota; Metazoa; Arthropoda; Insecta; Lepidoptera; Papilionidae. The record is from the annotation of a GenBank genome assembly.